Rotaria sordida is the source of this 213-nucleotide messenger RNA. The record is from the annotation of a GenBank genome assembly. NCBI's taxonomy places the organism in Eukaryota, Metazoa, Rotifera, Eurotatoria, Philodinida, Philodinidae.
AUGAAAAAACUUUUUCCUGAAAUAACAAAUCCAUUAAUAUCAGCUGCAGUUCUUCUUGCUAAUAGUUAUAAAUCGUUAGAUGAAAUUGACAAAGCAUCAGAUAUUAGCAUUCAUUUACAUAAAUCGAAUGCUAAGAAGAAGAUCAGUCUCUCGUGGACUGCAGUCAAUCGACAAAUCUUUCAAUUUCGAGCUCAUGAUCAAUCUCAUUCUUGA